AGUGUGUGAGUGAGGAAGGGAGGGAGUUAGAGCGCGCGGGGCUCUGCAAGCUCCUCUCGCGCUCUGCCAAACAGCUGCAGAAGCGCGCGAGACGGGACGCUCUGUUUUCUGUCAUUUUAAGUCGCUUUAAAGCUGCGCGUCUCUUUGGUCUUUUUUGCAAGCGCGCGCUUUGCGUUGUUUCUGCUACUUAAAGUCGGUUUGCGCUGCGGUGCAGGUGUUGCUCUCCCUGCUGGAGCUCUUCAGCUGCUGGACUGAAGAUGUCCAGGUAGAUGCAAAAGCCACUUUUCAGCGGACUUUGAGCGUCAAUAAUCGUGCUGUGGACACUGCGCGCUUGUCUGCGGUCACUUUUGGAUGUGUAUUUGAAACGGACUCGCUGUUGCACCCAGCUCUGACCGCAGUGUGGUGAUGAAUGUGUUGCAGUGGACGCUGAUGGGGUGAGUGAGCGAGCGGAGGACGGUGCUCUGCUUCAGCCUGCUCUCGAUCUUCACUACGAUGUGGAUUCCAUCCAACCUUCCUCCGAGCUAAGCCAUAUCCCUGCCUGGCUACGCGUGCCGUUUGGCACCUUCCAUCAGGAUUAGUCACCAGCAGCAGCACACAUGCAGUGAACACCACAGAUCAGUCCCGAUGCCAAGCUACUUCUUCCCCAUCUAGGACGCUUUACUUGGCAGAACGUGGGAAAUAACAAUAAUCUUCACCUUGAAAAAGCACUGCAACUCUUUCAGCUUUUAAUCUGAGCAACUAUUGAGGGAUUGCUUGGCAAUAUCAUGUAAAAAGGCAAGUGCAAUAGAUAACAUUAAUACCUGAUAGAACUAUGCAUAGAGAUGAUCAAACCACAGUCAAAGGUUCUUCUGUAGACCUAUACAGGAAACUAACAUUGGACUAGACCUGAGAAACACUCAGUCACUGUGGACUUCUUAACUGUCGCAGGAAUUUCAACCAUGUGUGGUUUCUCUUGUUUGCUUGAUGCUGCAGGUUAAACAAACUGGAUAUAUGACCUGAACCUCAUGUUCAUUUGAGAACCUUGUUUUACAGUGGAAUAUCUAACUGCCUGAUCAUCAACCAAACAGGGGAUCAGUUGAGGGUAAUCUGGCUUAGCUAUGAACACCUGUAGAAAGUUGUAAUGGAUCAAUAUAACAGCACUAGCGAGCUUUUCUUACCGAACAUCACCGGCAACCCAGAGGGAUCAGAGGCUUUGGAUAAAGGAACACUCCUAGGCCUCCAGAUCUCCCUCUCGGCCCUUCUGGCCAUAGUAACCCUGGCCACCAUGCUGUCCAAUGCCUUUGUCAUCGCCACCAUCUUCUUGACACGCAAGCUCCACACACCUGCCAACUUCCUCAUCGGCUCCUUGGCCUUGACAGACCUGCUGGUGUCCAUUCUGGUCAUGCCCAUUAGCAUCGUCUACACGGUGAGCAAGACGUGGACAUUGGGCCAGAUCAUGUGCGACAUCUGGUUGUCAUCAGACAUCACCUUCUGCACGGCAUCCAUCCUGCACCUGUGCGUGAUUGCGCUGGACCGCUACUGGGCCAUCACGGAUGCGCUAGAGUACUCCAAGAGGCGGACCACACGGCGGGCAGCGCUGAUGAUCGGAGUGGUGUGGGUCAUCUCCAUCUCCAUCUCUAUGCCGCCACUCUUCUGGAGGCAGGCCAAAGCCCACGAGGAGCUGACCGAGUGCCUAGUCAACACAGACCAGAUCUCCUACACACUGUAUUCAACCUUUGGGGCCUUCUAUGUGCCCACAGUUCUCCUUGUUAUCCUCUAUGGCCGCAUUUAUGUGGCUGCCCGAUCUAGGAUCUUCAAGACACCGGCAUCUUGUGGGAAACGCUUCACAACGGCACAGUUGAUCCAGACAUCGGCAGGCUCAUCCCUCUGUUCCCUCAACUCCUCGUCCAACCAGGAGGGGCAUCUUCACCCUGGGGGAUCAGGAGGUGGAGGAGGGUCUCCACUGUUCAUGAACAGUGUGAAGGUGAAGCUAGCGGACAGCGUCCUGGAGCGGAAACGGUUGUGCGCUGCGAGAGAGAAGAAAGCAACAAAGACCCUUGGAAUCAUCCUGGGGGCCUUUAUUGUCUGCUGGCUGCCCUUCUUCGUGGUUACCCUGGUCAUGGCUAUCUGCAAAGACUGCUGGUUCCACCCAGUCCUAUUCGACUUCUUCACCUGGCUCGGCUAUCUCAACUCACUCAUCAACCCUGUUAUCUACACUGCCUUCAACGACGAGUUCAAGCAGGCCUUCCACAAACUCAUCAAGUUCAAGAGAUGCUAUUGAAGGAACCUUCCAAAGGACAGUUGUGACCUUCUGGUCUGUUGCUAUCAGCACUGGUAUAGAGCUUCAUCCAAGGAACGCUGGGAUAUAAGACUACCUAUCUUGAACAUCUACUGUGGCGUUUGCUUUGGUGUCUUCAAGUACAAAACCCAUGGUCAUAAUGUUUGGUCGCAAUACAUUUUUGUACAAUUGAAUCCCCAUAAAACAACUUGUGAAAAGAUAAAAGUCCUUGUGCCAAACUGUAGAUGUUACCCAGUAGAUUUAUGUAUGCAUGCAUAGUUAAGGGGGCUUCCCUUAGAAAACAUUUGUACUGUGUCUACAAGCAAUUACUAAGAGCCUUACCAACCAAAAAAGACUACAUCGUAAAGAGAGAAGGAAUGGGACUGUUGGAAGGCAGUGAACUGGAAUGGUCUGGGAAAAAGCACUGCUUUCACAAGAGUUGUUCUAUACCCUGUACAUGGUAUUACAAAGAUAAGAUGUGUAUAUAUAAAGAUUUCAUUUUUCACA
Messenger RNA from Colossoma macropomum (tambaqui), 2764 nucleotides. RefSeq names its product 5-hydroxytryptamine (serotonin) receptor 1D, G protein-coupled (gene htr1d). Gene Ontology annotation, biological process: G protein-coupled receptor signaling pathway, coupled to cyclic nucleotide second messenger; vasoconstriction; regulation of locomotion. NCBI's taxonomy places the organism in Eukaryota, Metazoa, Chordata, Actinopteri, Characiformes, Serrasalmidae. The coding region runs from base 1121 to 2260 and encodes 379 amino acids. Gene Ontology annotation, molecular function: neurotransmitter receptor activity; G protein-coupled serotonin receptor activity. Gene Ontology annotation, cellular component: dendrite; plasma membrane. The record is from RefSeq and is a predicted model, not a curated record. The transcript is spliced from 2 exons.